UUUUUUGUGUCAACAAUCGUUUAACACCAUGUUUCUUCGUAUUUUUUUGUCGCUCGGGAUCAUUUUCUGCGUGGCCUCGGCGGAUGAUUUUCGUUGCGACUACACCUAUGACGAUGACGCUAACGGUUGGUUGAAGUACCAGAGAGUGCCGGCGAAUUGGCACGACGCAAGAUUGAGAUGUCAUCUUGAAGGUGCAGUGUUAGCUUCACCGUUAAACUUUAGAAUGAGAAACGCAAUGCUCAGAAUGACAAGGGCAAAUACCGAUAUAUUCACUGGAUAUCAUGCGACGUUCUCAAAAGAAGACUAUCACUCUGUUGAAGGACUACCAAUAGACAAGUACACUCCGUGGGUCAAUGGAGAGCCUGACAAUUGGGAAAAUAGCGAGGACUGUCUGUAUAUGACUUCAAGUGGAAAUUUAGGAGACAUGAACUGUGAACUUACAAGACCAUACAUCUGUUAUAAGAAAUACAAUCCCAAUGAUCGUCGUAAUGAAUGCGGAACCAUAGAUAGCAAUUACCAUUACUACAACUCAACUGGAAGCUGCUACAAGUUUCACAGAGUGCCGCGUAAGUGGUCACGAGCUUUCAUGGCGUGCAACGCGGAAGGUGGUUACUUGGCCAUCAUCAAUAGUAAGACUGAAGCAAAGGCUAUCGCGGCAAUCUUCGCACAGAAUCCAGCAACUUCUAUGGUAGGAAAGUUUUGGAAAGACGUAGCAUUUGUCGGAUUCCAUGAUUGGGGUGAACACGGAGAAUACUUAACGAUAGAAGGUCAGACUCUUCAAGAGGCAGGCUAUGACCACUUCUCUCCUGGAGAACCCAAUAACUCAACAACCGGCGAAUACUGCGGUUCUGUGUACAGAACUGCUUUGCUGAAUGAUCUGUGGUGUGAAAACAGCUACGCUUUCAUAUGUGAGAAGGAUCCAAAAAGCUUAGUGUGUUAACCAUUCACUUAAGCGUUGAAAUAAAAAAUAUUUGGCAAUUUA
Vanessa atalanta (red admiral) is the source of this 982-nucleotide messenger RNA. Its product is annotated as macrophage mannose receptor 1-like. Gene Ontology annotation, molecular function: signaling receptor activity. The transcript is spliced from 7 exons. Lineage: Eukaryota; Metazoa; Arthropoda; Insecta; Lepidoptera; Nymphalidae. The coding region runs from base 29 to 940 and encodes 303 amino acids. The record is from RefSeq and is a predicted model, not a curated record.